Molecule: messenger RNA, 2262 nt
Organism: Trypanosoma cruzi
Lineage: Eukaryota; Euglenozoa; Kinetoplastea; Trypanosomatida; Trypanosomatidae
Exons: 1
Coding region: 1-2262 (753 amino acids)
Source: RefSeq, a predicted model, not a curated record
AUGGCUGCUAACUGCGAGGGAUUGUCAAGCGAAAACACGGCUUUGAGAGUUGAAUGUGAAGCCCAGGAAGCUGAAAUAGCUCAAUUAAGAAACUUUCUUCAGUUUUCGGUCACAAAACCUGAUAUUUACCCUGGCCAACAACGUGUUACACUUAGUAAAGGACUUAAUGUCUUUCCUGAAAAAGCAUGGCAGCAGCUGAGCACUGAUACGCCACAUGUUGAUGAUGCCGUCGUGAUUUCUGCGCUAGAAGGGCAGCUGAAUGAGAAAAAUAGGCAAUUGAAUGCAUGUCUAAAGGAAAUUGCGGAGCUCAAGAGUUACCUUAAAGAAGACGCCUCAGGCCGCACAAAUACACAAGACGAAAAUACAUCUCAUCUAUUGUCCCAGAUUAGCUUUCUACAUAAUGAAGUAGAACGACUAGAGCAACAGGUGGCAACCGUUCGUGCCGAUAGUACGAGGGAGGCUCAUACUCUCGCUAUAGAAUUUAAUGAGAAGCUUGGUCAGAAGGAAAAAGAGAGUCGUGCUACUACCGAAAAGUUAAGAGCUAGAAAAAAGCGGAAUGUGGAUGGAGAGGAUCUUCUUGUCCGUUGCAAAAGCCUUGAAAAUCAACUUGCUAUUGCUCUGUCAGAAAAGAACUCAUUGCUUGUCGAGAAAAAUGAACACUGUACGACGAUUCGAAAACUUGAGGCAGCUCUUAAAGAACGUAAAUACGAAUUUUUGGAAGUACAGAAGAUGGCCUCAAAUGAAUGUGUGGCGAGUGGAAUACAAAUCAAGAGCUUACAGGAGGUCAUUCAAGUUUUGUCGGACGAAAGAUCAGCUCUACAAAAACAACUUGUUCAACUUCGUGGUGAAUUAAACGUUGAAAAACUUCAUGCUGAAAUUCAGGUCGGGAAGAAUUUGCUCACUGCUUCGACUCAAAUGGAGCCCCUGCAGGUCGCCGAAAAGGAAUGUCAGGUGAAUUCCGUUUUAUUUACUGCUGAAUUUGAGGCACAAUCUGUUCAGAGUUUGAAACAUAUGCUUGAACUUAAGUGUACCGAAUGUGAUGAUUUACGGGUCCGAUUCGAUGCUCUUUCUUCAGCGCAUCGAGAAACCCUUUCAACUCUUGAAAUAACGAAAAAGUCUCUUGAAGAGGAAAUUGAAGGAAGAAAGUUUCUCAGUGAUGAUGCGGAAAAACUAUCUUUGCAAGUGCGCUCUUUGCAACAAAAGUGUAGCCAGCAGGCGUUAUCUGAGAGAGAACUGCAGGCAAGAAUAAACCAAAUGGAGGAACAAAAACGGCAGUUGAGACUCAAUUUUACGAGUAUAGAAAGGGAUAAAGGCGUGCUGGAAGAGCGACUGCAACAAAAUGAAAAGGACAUGGAACAACUGUUGGCAAAUAAGAACUACUGCAACCAACAAGUUGGGCAACUUGCUCAUGAAAAUGAGAGGCUUCUAGCCGAAGUACAGCGUCUUCACCAGCGUGAAGUGCAACUAACAUACUCUUUGAAGGCGAAGGAUGGAGAGCUGCGUGAAAUUCUUUCUGCGUAUCAAAACGCUGUAAAGGAGGCUGAAUCGCAGGUGGAAGCUCAACGAUCCAUAGAACGUGAAUUAGAAGCUAUUCGUGCAACUUUAGCAUCUAAAGAACAGUGUAUACUCUAUCUUCAGGAACAACUAAAUCAACUGCAUCAUAGAGACCAACAACUUUCCUUGGAUUUACAGACAUUUGAAUACGAAAAUGGACAAUUGCAUCGACGACUUGUACAAACAGAGGCAUUAGUAACACAAUUUGAAGCCAAAUGUAAUGAUUUGCAGCAGGUUUCCUUGGCAAAGGACAAAACAACAGAGGAGUUGCAACAAAGCCUUGCCGAACUGAGCAAACAGGUUGCCUUAAAAGAGAACGAGUGCAUGCUUCUUCGACACCGAUCUGAAUCUAUUCAAUAUGACCUUUCACGCCUCCAAUCAGUUUAUGAAACUGAGUCAUAUCGCUUGAGAGAGUUGGAGAAUACCAACGCUCGUCUUGUUGUAAGAGGUGUGAUGAGUGGAGACAGUGACGACAGGUUGAACUCUUUUCGCGAAGAGUUGGAGGUUACUAAAGAAAAACUCCGUGAAAAAAGCAUGGCUCUUCAAAGACUGAAGGAUCAACUACAAAAAGAAAAGGAAGAGCGGAUGAAAUGUAUUGAAGAAUUGGGAGCGGUUCAAACUUCUUUGGAGGAAGCAUUGCUCUCCAAGGAAAGGUUGCAACAGGUAGUUUUGGAUCAGGCUGCCACUCUAUCCCAUUUAUCUCAGUAG